Molecule: messenger RNA, 1425 nt
Organism: Fusarium graminearum PH-1
Lineage: Eukaryota; Fungi; Ascomycota; Sordariomycetes; Hypocreales; Nectriaceae
Exons: 4
Coding region: 1-1425 (474 amino acids)
Source: RefSeq, a predicted model, not a curated record
AUGUUUGUCAGUGUUUUCCACGUCGCACUAUUGAGUUCAAAGCUCGCAGAGGUACCAUUCUGGCGCAUUCUUAGGGAUAGGAGAGGUGUUGACGAGAACUUCACGUCCACCGAUGAAGACGAAGACCCUGUCAUAUGUCUUGUAGAAACAAGCAAGGUCACUCCUACAGGUCCAUACAUGACCCUCAGUCAUUCAUGGGGCAAAGAGCAUAUCAUCACUCUGAACAAGCAGUCAUACCAAGACCUCCUACGUGGGAUGCCCCUAUCUUCGUUACCGCCGAACUUUCGCGAUGCUUGUAUUGUCACUCGAAAGGUCGGCGUGAACUACUUAUGGAUUGAUGCUUUGUGCAUAUUUCAAGACAAGGAUGACCUUUCCUACUGGAGUAGGGAGGCAUCACUGAUGCACAAGGUCUACUCUUUUUCGUACUGCAACAUAGUUGCUGCGGAAAACAGAGAUAGUUCUGAGCCCAUCUUCAGAACCCGAGAUCCAAAACGCCUAAUCCCGCCAACUACAGAGACUCUAGUCCGAAAUAGACUUUGUAGCUCGCAAGUUGAUGAACCCUCUUCCUCGAACAAGUAUAUUGUGGAUUAUGGGGGGUCCUGGAGCCCUGUCACCAAUGCACAUAUCAACACCCGCGGCUGGGUCAUGCAAGAGCGUCUCCUCUCCUCUACACUUCGGCUUUACGCAUCUUAUCUAUCAGAUGAGUAUGUUGCUGGCAUGUGGCGUAAAAACCUUCACAACGAUUUGCUAUGGUACGGAUGCCACAACUACGAAGAGGUAUCAUCGCGCUAUGAGGCAUACAUAGCACCCAGUUGGUCUUGGGCAUCAUACAAAGGCAAAGUAAUCACGAUGAACUAUGAACACGACAGGGUGGAGUAUCUUUACGAAGUGGAUGAUUGCAAACUGGAGCAUGUCACGGACGAUGAAAUGGGAGCGGUUCGACCAGGUUGGCUUCGACUUAGCGGACACUUGAGACAACUCAAGCUCUUACGCAGAGCAUCUGAAGGCAAUGACAUGUGGUCGCUAGCCAUCGACAACAUUGAAUAUGAUCCGCAACAAUAUCGCGACGGAGAAACAGCGAAUCUGUGGUCAUCAAUAUGGCUUGACGAGCCGCAGACAGACUUUGAUGAGGAAAGCAAAGGCGGUAACCUAUACUGCAUGCUGGCGAGGCAUCAUAUGUUCAAUGAUACUGGUGACGCUUCUAACAUGUGGGAUUUUCUUCUCUUCCAGCUGGUAGAUCCGUCUCAGGCUAUAUUUCGUCGAAUUGGCAUUGGGCGUACAAGGACAGGCAAGGUCAACAAUCCGUACCCCAUGAGUAGUCUUGAUGGAGGAGCGUCAUCAGAAUCGGCAGAAGAUGGUCACGAUACUACAACGCUUCCUUGCGCCGCAUAUGAAGGCGGUGUUCAUUCCAUAUACGUCAUAUAG